Messenger RNA from Ornithorhynchus anatinus (platypus), 1371 nucleotides. It is a transcript of the gene RAB38, whose product is annotated as RAB38, member RAS oncogene family. Bases 262 to 897 code for a protein of 211 amino acids. The record is from RefSeq and is a predicted model, not a curated record. Gene Ontology annotation, biological process: phagosome-lysosome fusion; endosome to lysosome transport. Lineage: Eukaryota; Metazoa; Chordata; Mammalia; Monotremata; Ornithorhynchidae. Gene Ontology annotation, cellular component: trans-Golgi network; phagocytic vesicle; Golgi apparatus. The transcript has 3 exons. Gene Ontology annotation, molecular function: GTP binding; GTPase activity.
CUCGUCCUCACCCAAGCGCUUGGUACGGUGCCCCGAGCACGUACGAGCGCUCAAUAAAUACCACUGAAUAAACGGAUGAAUGAACUUCUGCCCCAAAGGGGCGGGUCAUACGUGUAGCAGAGGGGUCAACCCCUUCGGGGAGGGGCUGCAGGGCCGAGCUGGAGGAGGCGGGGCCCCUUUACCUCUCCUCUCCGGCUCCUCUUCUCCCUCCUCUCCUUGGUGGCCGAGGAGCAUCGGAGGGCAGGGAGCAGGGCUCCGAAGAUGCAGAGCCCGCAGAAGGAGCAUCUCUACAAGCUGCUGGUCAUCGGGGACCUGGGCGUAGGCAAGACGAGCAUCAUCAAGCGCUAUGUCCACCAGAACUUUUCCUCGCAUUACCGCGCCACCAUCGGGGUGGACUUUGCGCUGAAAGUCCUGCACUGGGAUGCCGAGACGGUGGUGCGGCUGCAGCUCUGGGAUAUUGCAGGACAGGAAAGAUUUGGGAACAUGACGAGGGUCUAUUACCGCGAAGCCCUGGGGGCAUUCAUCGUCUUCGACGUGACCAGGCCGGCGACGUUCGACGCGGUGACCAAGUGGAAAAGUGACUUGGACUCAAAGUUGACUCUUCCCAGUGGCAAACCGGUGUCCGCGGUCCUGUUGGCCAACAAAUGUGACCAGGGGAGAGAUGUGCUCGUUAACAACGGCCUCAAGAUGGAUCAGUUCUGCAAGGAGAACGGCUUUGUGGGCUGGUUCGAAACGUCAGCGAAGGAAAAUAUAAAUAUUGAUGAAGCUUCCAGAUGCCUAGUGAAACACAUCAUCGCCAACGAGAGCGACCUAAUGCAGUCGGUAGAGACGGAUGUCGUACGACCACACUUGACGCCUCCCAAAGUGAUCGGCUGUUCCAACUGCUCCAAAUCCUAGAUCCGGGGACCUCCGCAGAUCUCACUGAUCCAAGACUUGGGAUAGGAUAUUGGUCAUUCCUUCUGGGUGACGGGAAAUGGGAUUUACACAGAGAGUCCUGAAAGAGAGAAACCAAAGAAUCUUCCUAUUUUGUUAAACAUUGUAAAUCUACCAGCCCAGUGUUUACAGUUUUCCUAUUGUUUAGUCUCUUCUAAAAACCCCUUGUCCUGCUCUAAUCGCCAAGGCACCCCCAAGUAGAAUCAGGCACUGAGCAGACAUCCGUAUCGUGCUGGGCUAAGGAGAAGGGAAGAAGGACCUUGUUUUUUGGGUAAUCUCUUCCAUUUUAAUAUCCUGCUACAAACAGAGCCCCAGCAAUUAUCAUGAUGAAAGCCCAGGACAGGAGACCCUUGCUUGGCUCUUGUUGUUAAUGGUAUUUGUUGAGCGCUUACUAUGUGCAAGGUACCUUACUAAGCACUGGGAUAGAUACAAGGUAAU